Messenger RNA from Neofelis nebulosa (Clouded leopard), 2484 nucleotides. It is a transcript of the gene LUZP2, whose product is annotated as leucine zipper protein 2. The record is from RefSeq and is a predicted model, not a curated record. NCBI's taxonomy places the organism in Eukaryota, Metazoa, Chordata, Mammalia, Carnivora, Felidae. The transcript has 13 exons. The coding region runs from base 357 to 1568 and encodes 403 amino acids.
AGCGGGGAGCGCAGCCCGUAGACCCGAGCACCGGGGGCCAUCGCUGGGAACCCCUCCCUCUCCCCGCGCCGCCUCCAGCGCGAGUGACAACGCGCCCUCCAGGCUCGGGAGCAGCCGCGUGCCGAACAAUCCCAGGCAGGGCUCGCCUCGCUGGUGACAUCACUGCCGAAGAUACUCCCCACUCUCUCAGUGCCUGCCUUCACGAGGCGUCCGACCGUUUGUCCGUUUCCUUCCAUCCACUGCUGGAGAGGGCUCAGCGCUGCCGGGGACAGAGCCGGGCACCGAGGAGCGACAGGACCCGGAGGAGGAGGGAGAGCAAAGGCAGCGAGGGAAGGAGGACCCCGGCAGGCGACAGCAUGAAAUUCAGCCCAGCGCACUACUUGCUGCCUCUCCUGCCAGCGCUGGUCCUCAGCACCAGACAGGACUAUGAAGAUCUAGAAAAGCAGCUGAAAGAAGUCUUUAAGGAGCGAAGCAACAUCCUCCAUCAGCUGACAAAGACAUCAAGAGAACUUGAUGGAAUUAAAGUCAACCUUCAGUCUUUGAAAAACGAUGAGAAAACUUCCAAAACUGAUGUUCAGACGCUUCUGGAAAUAGGUCAGAGACAAAGAGAACAAAUGAAGUCUCUCCAGGAGGUCCUGCAAAAUCAACUUAAAGAGACAUCUGAGAAAGCAGAAAAACAACAAGCUACUAUUAAUUUUUUAAAGACUGAAAUGGAAAGAAAGAGCAAAAUGAUCCGAGAUCUCCAGAAUGAGAAUAAAAGCUUGAAGAACAAACUCUUGUCAGGAAACAAGCUGUGUGGCAUCCAUGCAGAAGAGUCAAAAAAAAUCCAAGCCCAGCUGAAGGAGCUUCGUUAUGGGAAGAAGGAUUUAUUAUUUAAGGCCCAACAACUUACUGAUCUGGAACGAAAAUUAGCUGUGGCCAAAAUUGAGCUAGAGAAAGCAGCUCUUGACCGGGACUCACAGCUGAAAGCAAUGAAAGAGACCGUCCAUCUCUGCCUGUCAACUGUGUUCCGUAAUCAACCGCCUCCCCCUUUGAGUCUAGCCAGGACAAAUCCAACUCAGAUGUCAGUUCCCCCUGGGACAAUUGACAGUAUGAUUCCUGAUGCAAGGACAAAAAUCAAGCCUCAACAAACCUUUACUGGAAGCAAUGAGAGCUCUCAAAUUGAGACAACAAAGGAAGAAAAUCUGAACACUACUGAGUGCAAUCCUCUAAGUCUUUUACAAGAGGGCAGGACCUGUUCAAUGAAGCACAAAGACAAUCCCCCAACCAAUGCUACAGUAGAGCCAGUGACUACCCCACAGAAAUUGCAAAUCCUUCCUUGUACUGAAUGUGAGGUGAAGAAAAACCCAGAAAAACAAUUGACCAACUUUGAAGGGAGGGCAACUAGAGAAGAAAAAAUACUGCUAUUUGUCCUUGCUUUUUUCUCUGAAAGAUAUAUCUGUGGGUCCGUGGCUGUGACUUCUAGCAAAGUAGAUGUGGCAUUUCUGGAUGAAUUUUGGAAUGCUGCUCGAUGUGAUAGACACAAUUCACCUGGCAUAGGUGCGUCUUUAAUUGGAAUCUACCUUUGACAUUCGCCUGGAUGGAGGCAGGGCCACUUAAUUUCUUUUAGUAUUAGUUUCUAACCUCUUGGGCCUUAAAUUGUUGGACUUAAAUCAGAGAUUUUCUUCUGCAUUCUGCUGCAUUCAUUCUCCAGGUCCUAAAGCAGACACAGCUCCAGGACUGUGAGGAUGGGGGCUCUGGCCUCCAUAAACCCUCACUUUCAACUAGAGUACCUAUUCUUUUAUAUAAUGUAUUUGUUGGGCUUCCACAUUCUCAAUAUACUUUCAAUGAAGAAAGGGAGCCCAAGGCUAAUGUGAUUUGAAAAACCCUGAAUAAAAUAAUCUCUGUGAUCCCUUCUCCCCAUUUGUUCCUUCAGUCAGCCAGCCAUUCAGUUACUCAAAAAAUAUUUGUUGAGAUUCUAAAAUGUUCCUAUUCCUUUUUUUUUUGGUUAAAAAAAAGCAAUGGCAAGAGAAAGUAAUAAUUAUGAAUUCUAAUAUUGCACAUAAUAUGUGCCAGCCACUGUUUUUUAGAUCUUUUGAAAAAAAAUGAUUAAAUAUUCUAGGCUUCUUUGAGACCAAUAUUACAGUUAUCUUUAUUUCACAGAGGAAAUUGAAGUAGAAAAAUGUUAAUUGCAUUGCCCAAGAUGUCAGGGGAAGAAGGAGAGGUUGCAUAUAGACCUGGCAGUGAGUUGCUGGAAUCCCAUGUGCUUCACCGCAUUACCACAUUGCGUCUCCUCAAAGGCCAGAGUCCUGCCUUCUUGGAACUUACGGUUUGGAAGAAGAGACAUCAUUAAUGAAGGAAACACACAGAUAAAUGCAUGACUGUCUAGGACAGGAACAUUGUUCCUUUUUCCCCUUCAAGUUUUUUCAUCUGGUUUAAGAAUUAAAUUGACACGAGACAGAUGAACAGGAAUAAAAAAAAAUAAAUAAAAACACCAAAAUUUUA